Molecule: messenger RNA, 3068 nt
Organism: Clupea harengus (Atlantic herring)
Lineage: Eukaryota; Metazoa; Chordata; Actinopteri; Clupeiformes; Clupeidae
Exons: 5
Coding region: 448-2157 (569 amino acids)
Molecular function (GO): DNA binding
Source: RefSeq, a predicted model, not a curated record
CUGCCUAAUAUAAGUAACGUUGUAUUGUUAAGGUUACGCUUACGUGUAGGAAAACAGUGGAUGCUUGCCAACGUUAUUUCACGUAUGUUAAGUGCAAUGUAGUAAAUCAGUGAAUUAUCAGAGUAGCCUUUUCGUUCGUUCUGAAUAGUUCACCUCCUCCAUUUAGCAUUCUUCAAACAAAAGAUUGUGGAAACAAUUACGAGAAUUACAUUUUGAGUCAUUAUUUUUAAUUUGCUAUUGGAAAUAAUAAUUAGAUCAGUCAAUUAAUAGAAAAAUAUUAGGGCUGUCAAAGAUAACGCGUUAAUCUUUGAGAUUAUUGUGGCCGAGAUUAAUGCUAUAAAAUAUUUUAACGCAAUUUGGUUUACUUCCGGUUUGCGUUGACCCCUCCACGGAAACGCCGCGUGCCUACAGUCAUUUAAAUAGGAAAGACCGAGACGCAAGUGGAAGAUGCAGAGAGCUAAGGGAUUGUUGGGCGGGAAGUUUGUGUUUAAGAGGAACUAUGACGGAACAAUCGACAAAACUAAAGCUGUAUGUAUCUUUUGUCAAGCUGAAUUUAACUAUCACAGAAGCAGUACGUCUUUAAGUUAUCACCUUAAUGCAAAGCACCCGACGGAAAGCAGUCCCAGACCCCAAGACCAUGGAGACCCCAUCCAGUCAGAGCUUCUGGCUGGGACCACCAUAUUCAGGACAAGGAUUCUGUCUCUCAUGGAGGCUUUUAUGGUGAGGACGACAUCAGAAAUAGUCUCCAUAUUUGACGAAAUUUAUAUGGGAGCAGAAACUAAGUUAAUGCAGAAGAGAAAGGAAGUGGAAGCCCUCACAGAGAGACUGAAGGAGCGCGAGCAAUUGUGUGCUCUGAAUGUGUGUCACAACCUGCCAGACGUCAAAGUGGAGAGAGGACAGGAGCUUUUGGAAAGUGUCCUGUUCUAUGGACAAUCCGUACCAGAAAUGACAGAGACUGUGGAGUUUCCCCUGGAGUGUGUGGUGCAGAAGGCAGAAGGACCAAUUAAGUCAGAACCGGUGGCGCUGCCAUGUGGAUUAAUAACGUAUCCAUCCAUCCAUGAUGAGGCGCUGCUGGGUGCUCCAGUCGGGGCAGCAGAGGGAGCUGAGAGCGCGGUCCCUCCUGUAGGGCAGCCACACCAAAUGAAGCAGGGAACAACACGCUCUGCUGCCACAGCAGGACAAGGCUCCAGCGUGGCUGCACAGGACUCUGCCAGUGUGAGGCAGAAUCUGGUACUCAAUGGUGCUCCGGAGUCAGACCAGGCAGCCCCUCCUGCUGUUCGACGCCGUGGUCGGCCUCCUGGUAGGAAGAACUUCAUCUCCUCUUCAUCACCAAACGCAAGUUCUUCCCAGGCCCUUCAAACUGAAGAUAAUGUAAAUGCAAUGGUGCUCACUAAAAAACAUAAAAAAAGAGUGCGGCUUACAGACUUUCGUACUUGGCAGGAGUUCAAAAAGCAGUGCAUGGUGUCAAGCUCUUCAAAUAUUUCCCCAUAUGAUCACUCCGCUGAGCAGGAGCCCCUGAGCAGAGCUGAUGAGGAGCUGCUGGGGUCUCCAGUUGAGGAAGAAGAGGGAGCUGAGAGCGCGCUCCCUCCUGUAGGGCAGCCACACCAAAUGAAGCAGGAAACAACACGCUCUGCUGCCACAGCAGGACAAGGCUUCAGCGUGAGGCAGAAUCUGGUAGCCAACGGUGCUCCAGAGUCAGACCAGGCAGCCCCUCCUGCCGGUCGACGCCGUGGUCGCUCUGCGGGUACGAGUUCAGUAUCUUUGUGUGCUCCAGGGACAACCCUUGACCUCAGAGGCCGCUCGGCUGCGGUGAGCACCAACAGCAGACCUCACGAGACUUUAGAGGGGCUGGAUAGCUUUCCGUGUGUGGAUGCACCUGGAACAAAAAGUCUACUGUCCCCGAGAAAAGAUUAUCCCUUUGUGGUCGUGACUAAGGAGGAGGAUACAGAUGAUUGUUUGUCUUCUGAAUCUGAGAUUGAAAAUCCUGCUGAUAUGGAUGUGAAAUACACUGCUGUCAUGAGGGAAACUGAGAACUCUAAAGCCAUUGAGAAUCCAGAAGAUGGGUAUCAACAGGGGGAAGAAGACAUGUCUCUAAAAAGAAGGUCUGCAGUGAAGAGUGAGAAGAUUCCAAGAAAAAAAACAAAGAAUGAAAAUUGAAAUGAUCGCUUUGGCCAGCAAUAUAUACAUUUCUGUAUAGUUGAAAAUGUGGUUGUCAGUUCCCCUCAUAUGUACCAAACGAUAAGAUGAUUUGUAUUUGUGCCUGGGUCCUGCAUUUGGCAUUUCUGUGGAAUUAGUCAUUUUCUUUUACUUGAAGGGCAGAUUUUCAUACAACUUCCCUGUUUCAGAGUGCAAACAUGAUGGGAAUGGGGCUCUGUAUCCCUUUUGAAAAAAAUUCUGCAAAAAAGAACUACAGCUGAUGUAAGUAAAAAAAUAAAGAUUAACACAGCUCAUUAUUUUGUUGCACAAUGGACCACCAAUGGACCCCAUCACGGUUCGUUUUUUUUUUUUAUUUCUUCAGGGUCAAGAGGGAAGAGAGUGAAAUGGUGGCCUUGUUCUUUGUGGUAAGUGCAGUUGGGCAUGUGCUGGACUGUGCAAUAUUGUAAAUGCAGAGUGGUUUCAAUCAAAGGGUUGGUUAAUUAUAGGCACUAUAAUAUUCCCCAAUCUAUAAUGCUGGGGAAAAUAGUUGCUUUUACAAUGCAUCACGAUGCGAAAGUGAAAUUCUCACCUUCCCCCGUCUUGCCUUCCAAACCUGACACAGAGGGGAAUUUACCUAUUCCUGCUACCACUCCUGUUUCAACAUUCUCCACUCUUUCAAGAUGGGAGUCUUUGAUGCAUGAGUCUGAUAACAACAGGCCAGGCACCGGGUCCUGCGUUUUACAAGCAUCUGCUCCAGUUGACACAUUCCUCAAACAUUCAUCCAGAUCAAUCAAUCUCCGGGCCAUCUCACCCUCUCCUCUUUUGAUCUCAUCUGUAGAUUAUGCUGAAACUCGCCUGUGAUCCCCAACCUUAUCUUUAGCCAAUUUUAUAAGUGAUUUUCAUUAAAAUCUGUAACUCCUGCUUUCUCUUAA